Pogonomyrmex barbatus (red harvester ant) is the source of this 1263-nucleotide messenger RNA. RefSeq lists its product as uncharacterized. The record is from RefSeq and is a predicted model, not a curated record. Lineage: Eukaryota; Metazoa; Arthropoda; Insecta; Hymenoptera; Formicidae. Gene Ontology annotation, cellular component: mitochondrion.
GACCGAGGGUUUCCUGUCAGCGUCUGACACUGACAUCACUCAGUGAGUCCUUGAAUGAGUUUCCCGGGCUUACCGGAUCGCACCGGAUGCUCUUCGAGAGGCCGUCCUCUCGAGAGAGAGAAAGAAGAGAGGAAAAGAUAAGGGACACUCGUCGAAAUUCGACGCGAAUCGACGAGUGAAUCUUUAUACGUCGCCGUACGAAGUUUCUGGGUACCUGGACAAGAUGUGCGCGUCGAUGACGUUCGGUCGACGAGGGUUCACUCCCAGGGAUGUCGCGUGGUUCAACAUCAAGCGAUCGCGGUGCUCCAACCGCGACGAGUCAUCGAUGAGCAAUGUUCUCUCCCGACGAUGUACUGCCUCAUACACCAUUAAUGUCUCGCGAGUCCUGGGUCGGUUUUUCUACGAGAACACCAGGAUAUUCUCGACCACUAGGACCCCGAUCUCUUCCGAUUCCGUCAUUGAUGCUCUGACAAAGCAACAGGCGAUGGAAUUGGUUUCGAAACUUUCCUCGGAGGAACGUGGCUUAUUUUUGACGGCCCUAAAUGAAUACAAAUCCAAGGAAGAUAAGGCGGGCUAUGAAGGUCAAUUGGCAGCUAUUCGAUGGAGAAGCAAGUUUGGCAGGCCUAGCAAAAUACCAUCAUUAGGAGAGGUAGAUCCUACAGGAACCUACUGUCCGAUGCCGGAUGAUUGGUUAAAUCGCAAGUAUGUUGAAAACGUUGCAGAACCAACCACGAAAGACCUGGUAUUAGUCGCGAUCGCGAAUGCAAUUCCGUUCGUCGGAUUUGGUUUUCUUGACAACUUCAUCAUGAUCGUUGCUGGCGAUCAAAUCGAGUUGAUGUUGAACAGAAGGUUUCCGAUUUCGACCAUGGCGGCGGCAGCGCUGGGUAACACGGUGUCCGAUGUCAUCGGGAUUGGUUCGGUGCAUUACGUUGAGAUGUUCGCCCAGAAAGUUGGCUUUGAAGCGCCUAAGUUGACUCUAGGACAACUGAAUCUACCAAGAACACGGAUAGCUGCGAAUGUGGGUAGGGUCAUUGGCGUUACGAUUGGAUGCUUGAUUGGUAUGACGCCUAUACCAUUAGCUACGCUUUUCCGUAAUGAUAGCUGAAUUGUGUAAAAAUUGGUUGUGAAGCGGAUUAAUUUAAUUAACUUAUAGGACAAACACUCUAUAAUAAGCCGCAAACACCCCGUGAUAAGUUUACAAAUACCUAUGAACUUUAAUAAUUUUAAUGUUAGCAAAUAAUAUGAUUUCUGUUUGAGUGCAAA